Molecule: messenger RNA, 1677 nt
Organism: Aspergillus puulaauensis
Lineage: Eukaryota; Fungi; Ascomycota; Eurotiomycetes; Eurotiales; Aspergillaceae
Product: DnaJ and TPR domain protein
Exons: 2
Coding region: 1-1677 (558 amino acids)
Biological process (GO): protein folding in endoplasmic reticulum
Cellular component (GO): endoplasmic reticulum
Molecular function (GO): misfolded protein binding; protein-folding chaperone binding
Source: RefSeq, a predicted model, not a curated record
AUGACCUGUAUCGACAUUAUCUCGACAGAACCGCUCUGCUUUUCUUCAUCCUAUGAGCAUUUGUAUAAAUCGAUCCGUCUUUUCUAUCCCCUUUCGACCUCUACGUUUUCGAGGAUGCUUCUACCACUCUGCGCGAUAACAGCCUUCCUUGCCUGCGUGCCAGGAAGCUUCGGACUACAGCCUUCAAUUUCUGCUGAUACUCCAGUGUCGUCUUUAAUCGCUUCCGCGAAAACGCAUCUUUCGAGUGGUUCUCCGCGUGACGCUUUGGUCUACCUUGAUGCAGCGAUCUCGAGGGACCCAACAAACUAUCUUACUGUUUUCCAGCGUGGCGCUACCUAUCUUUCAUUGGGGCGCCGGUCGCAAGCCCGUGAUGACUUUGACCGUGUCCUCCAGCUGAAGCCAAAUUUCGAGAGCGCUCUUCUUCAGAGAGCUCGUCUAAAGUCGAAUGUUGCCGACUGGUCGGGCGCUUUAGAUGACCUUGAGAAGGCUGGGAAAAAGGACUCGCCUGAAUAUAAAGAGCUCGAGGGCGCGCGGGGCGCUGCCACUCGGGCAUUGGAUGCAGAGAAGAGUGGCGCCUGGCAAACCUGCCUAAUUGAGGCGAGUACCGCUAUCACGAAGGCUAGCGCGUCUCUCAACCUGCGCCGAAGUCGGGCACAUUGUCGCUUUGAGAACGGCGAACUAGAGGAAGGAAUUAGCGACCUCGUGCAUACGUUGCAAAUCUCACCAGGCUUGAUAGACCCGCACUUGCAGAUCUCAUCCAUGCUUUUCUAUACCCUCAAUGACAGUGAUCGAGGACUUUCACAGAUACGCAAAUGCUUGCAUUCGGACCCGGAUUCAAAACCGUGCAACAAGCUCUACCGGAGGGAAAAGCAGCUAGAUAAGCGGAUUCGAAAACUACAGGAUUCUGUAGCUGCGCGAAAAUUUAAUAAUGCUCUGAACCUCCUAGUCGGUUUCGACGGGGAGCCUGGGCUUAUCGAAGAUGUCCAAGGUGAUGUGAAACAGGCCAGAGAAACAGGCCACAUUUUUUCUGAAUCCCAGGGUCUCCUCUAUGCGACGCUGAUUGAACGAACCUGCGAGGCGUACAACGAGGUACAAAUGCCGAAACGCGCAUCUUCUUUCUGCGCCGAGUCUCUUGGGUUGGAUCCCCAUUCUCUGCCGGCACUCUUAUUCGAUGCCCAGGCUGCUCUGGAUGAGGAUAGAUUCGAUGACGCGAUACGUGCGCUUAACACGGCCAAAGAACAUCACCCCCAAUCAAAAGAGGCUCAGAAUCUCUUCCAGAAAGUCACGAUUCUACAGAAGCGCUCUAAACAGAAGGAUUAUUACAAGGUCCUUGGUGUCGGCAGGGAUGCUGAUGAGAGGGCGAUCAAGCGAGCUUACCGAGAGCUGGUGAAACAGCAUCACCCUGAUAAGGCCUUGGCCCAGGGUGUUACGAAGGAGACAGCUGAGAAGAAAAUGGCCGGCAUUAACGAGGCUUACGAAGUCCUUUCCGACGCCGAAACCAGGGCACAGUAUGAUAAUGGCGUUGAUCCCAAUGACCCAGAGUCACCAAGGCAACAUCCUUUCCAGGGCAACCCUUUUGGUGGGGGUCAGCAAUUCUUCUUCCAGCAGGGCGGUGGUCCGCAGUUUAAAUUCUCUUCAGGGCAGGGAUUCAACUUCCCUGGCGGUUUCCCGUUCUAG